This is a messenger RNA of Racocetra persica, 122 nucleotides long. NCBI's taxonomy places the organism in Eukaryota, Fungi, Glomeromycota, Glomeromycetes, Diversisporales, Gigasporaceae. The record is from the annotation of a GenBank genome assembly.
AUUGCAAUCGUCCAGACAUGGUUUUAUUAGUGAGAAAUAUUUGUCCUCUUCGAGAUGAAGAAAAGUCUCAGGACGAAGCAGGAGAUCCUUCAAGUGAAUUAAUUGACAAAAUCAAAGAUUGA